UCCACCCCUUUCUUAGGUCUGAGCCAUAGAAAUCAGGGCGAUGUUGGAAAAGUGGAUAUUAAAAGGGCCAGUCGUCUAACUGUAAGCAACCGGGAAACUUCAGCUACGGAGAAGAGGACCGGGGCAGACCACGAAACAAAGAGGCCUCGAGUUCCAGAAGCCAGAAUGGAGAGGAUGAAUGUCACUGAGAUCUACGAGGGUAUCGAGUUCCCUGGGCACUUACACAGCCAGGACUCCAUGCAGGCGGCCACUGAAUUCCAGUUUCAAGACACUGAUGUCCUCAUCGCCACCUAUCCCAAGUCAGGGACCACCUGGAUGCAAGAAAUCCUGACCCUCAUCUUCAGCAAGGGCAGCCUCGAGUUAGCCCAUACCAUCCCCAGCUGGGCCCGGGCCCCGUGGCUGGAACAUAUCUUCUUUAACGAAUUGAUGGCAAAAAUGAACCCAACCUUCCCUCGCAUCUUCUCCACCCACCUCCCCAGCCACAUCUUGGCUCCAGCCCUGAAGAAAUCCAAAGUCACAGUACUAUACGUAGCUAGGCACCCCAAGGAUGUCCUGGUUUCCUUUUAUCACUUCCACAAAAUAGCCAAAUUCCUGCCUGACCUUGGCAACUUUGAUGACUUUCUGGACCAGUUCCUGAAGGGCAAAGUGCAUUUCGGCUCCUGGUUUACCCACGUGCAAGGCUGGAUGGACCUCAGGGAGGAAGUGAACAUCAACCUGAUCACUUACGAGGACCUGUCCCGGGAGCCCCGGCGCACCAUCCAGCGACUAUGUGACAUCCUGGGCUGCCAGCUCCAGAGCCAAGAGGAGGACAUGAUCCUGAAGAACUGCACCUUCUCUGCCAUGAGUCAGAACUCCAUGGCCAACUACUCCCUGGUGUCCAACAAAAUCCUAGACCAAACCAAGGGCAAGUUCUUGAGGAAAGGUAAAAUAGGAGACUGGAGGGAGCACUUCUCCCCAGAACAGAAUAAGAAGUUCAACACCAUCUACCUGACCAAGAUGAAAGACUACAUCCUCCACUUCCCUUGGAGCUUGGAUUGAACCCUGGAAGCCCCUUGCGGAGGGUCAUCUGCCCCCUGCUCUUUUUCCCAGAUCUGACGGAAGCAGGAGAGCUGGCUACCAAAGUUUCCCCUUCUGUAUAGAUUUAGACAUUCAAUAGGAGUGGCAUUUAUAAAGUGCUUACUAUGUGCUCAACAUUGAGCUAAACAGUGGGGUAGACAGGGAUUAGGGAUUAGAAGCAUGGCCUAGUGGCAAGAGCACA
This is a messenger RNA of Ornithorhynchus anatinus (platypus), 1258 nucleotides long. RefSeq names its product sulfotransferase 2B1-like. Lineage: Eukaryota; Metazoa; Chordata; Mammalia; Monotremata; Ornithorhynchidae. Gene Ontology annotation, biological process: sulfation. Gene Ontology annotation, cellular component: cytoplasm. Bases 166 to 1038 code for a protein of 290 amino acids. The transcript has 7 exons. The record is from RefSeq and is a predicted model, not a curated record. Gene Ontology annotation, molecular function: sulfotransferase activity.